AUGAUUGAAACACAGUUUGCUGUCCAGAUGGUCAAAAUGUCUGACCUCUGCCAGCACCUCCCCCGGGAUUGUCUCCCAGAGCACCUGGGGGGGCUGCUGCCCCUGGAUGCCCACGGCUGGAACGAGCAGCUCCUGGCUGGGCAGAACGGCCGUGUGGACCCCGUUGACGAGCUUGUAGGCAUCCCACUGGCGGACUCGUCGGUCCACACCCCCGGGCUGGAGGCCAUGUGCCUGCCGGAGUUCAUGGCCCACCUGGGCAGGCUCCAGCGCUCUGGAAUCCACCUGGAGUACGUGGAAAUCCGCAAGGAGCAACCGCCAGGGACCUUCCACUGUGCCCUUGCUGCAUACAACCAGGAGAGGAAUCGCUAUGGGGAUGUCCUGUGUCUUGACCAAACAAGAGUUUGUCUGAAAACUAGACAAAACGAGAGAUCGGACUACAUCAACGCCAGCUUCAUGGACGGCUACAAACAGAAGAAUGCGUACAUCGGUACUCAAGGACCACUGGAGAAAACCUAUGGUGAUUUUUGGAGAAUGGUCUGGGAGCAAAAUGUGCUAGUCAUUGUCAUGACAACACGGACGAACGAGGGCGGUCGGAAGAAAUGUGGUCAGUACUGGCCUCUGGAGGAAGGUGGCCAGGAGGUGUACAGUCACAUGGCUGUGGUCAACCAGAGAGUGGACAACCACUCCCACUACAGCCAGACCACCCUGGAGCUGCACAACAUGGAGAAAUGUGAGCAGAAGCAGGUGACCCACUUCCAAUACCUGAGCUGGCCUGACUACGGCGUCCCCAUUUCGGCCUUGACGCUCAUCGACUUCCUGGGGGCCGUCAAGAGGCAGCAGAGACAGGCGGUGAAGGGCAUGGGGCCCCAGUGGAGAGGCCACCCCCUGGGACCCCCCAUGGUGGUUCACUGCAGUGCGGGCAUAGGCAGAACAGGUACCUUCUGUGCCCUGGACAUUUGUCUGUCCCAGUUGCAGGACAUGGGGACACUCAAUGUGUGUCAGACGGUGCGGUGGAUGAGAACACAGAGGGCCUUCACCAUCCAGACCCCCGAGCAGUACUACUUCUGCCACAACGCCAUCCUGGAGCAUGCUCAAAGACAGGGCCUGCUCUCAGCCAGUCAGUGAUGCCAAGGGGGUCGCCUCGUAGUUCUCGCAGCCAAUCAGUGAAGCCCUGGGUGUUGUUCUCGCAGGCAAUCUGAAAAUCCAGGGGACACUUUGUAGCCAAUCAGCAUGUCUGCUUCUAGGGAUUGCCAUCACUUAUUCUACCCUUUAAGAGGCCUCUAAGACAGACUCAUUCCUCCGGACUCUCUCACAUUUUAACGACUAGUAAGACGGAUUUGUAGUGUCUCAAGAAGUUACGGUCCAAGUUAUUGUUGUUUUCUACGCAUGGACCACCAUUUAUUUGUUUUGGUAGUUUGGGCAAUGUAAACCCCAUGUCCUACCAAAUAGAAAUCGCUUAGCUACAUUCAAGUCUACUUUCCUAUAUUAUUAGUUCUGUGUCCUCACUGAAAUCUGUAUUUUUAUUUUGUCAAUAAUAUCCACAUUAGGGACGGUGAGCCAAUCUUGCAUUGUUCUUGGAAAACUCGAGAGGAACAUUUCCUCUUGACUUAAACUUCUCCUGGAGCUGAUAUAAAUCGAAUGGCAUCUUUUAGAAGUCCUGAUAUGUAUGCGGACUUCUCAUCUUGCCCUACCCCAAAUCCAAGCCUCAACCACGAUAAAAUGCAUAGAUGACCUUAAGUUCCACUUAAAGUAAUGCUACACCUUAAAAACUUUGCGAGCUGCUAAUAAUGUUGCCAUCUCAAUGCAUUUCCUGCAGAUUGAAGAAUUAAGGGCUGCCCUCACAACACAGACUUCAUUACGUUAUUCACAUUGGCUGUUCGAAAACCUUGUGAUCAUGACAUUAAAUGUUUGGUCGCCGCAAUAGUCGUUACGUAUGCUUCAGUGAGACACUGUGAUGUACUUCUGUUGAGCCGCCAAUGCUGCGAUGAACAUGAUGUAGGAAGGCCAUAACCCUGCUUCCGCCUUAAGACCCCAGUCUUAGACCUCACCUCAGUAAAGUGCAAUAUACUUUCAUACACAGCCAUGUUGAAGCACUUUGAAAAGGCUCUUCCCAUCGUGCUUUAAGAUAUUGCAGUUCUUGUGGUGGUAUAGUGCAUUUAAGGUCAAAUUGCAAUUAUGGGAGGUUCUAAACGUGAUAUAGGCAUAACUUGAUUGGACCUUUGACCUUCAGGCUUGUCUGGUUGUUCAAUGGACCAUCUUGUCUUAUAGAGACCAUCUUGUCAUGAUUACAUGUAGAAUAUUACCGUUCCCAUUGCUGAACAGUGUGUGCAUCAUAUUACAUGAUAUCUUGUUGGAUGAAAGAAUUUGUUCUUUGCUACUGAAUUCAUAUUGAAUUUGCAUGUAGUGGAGCCUCGUUUAAGUCUGCCAUCCUCGUGCACUCUUAGUGAUUUUAGAAUGAUUACUUUCAAUGAAGGACAGUGUGACCAAUUGUAUUUUUCUAUUGUAUUAAACAACUUUUUCUUACAAGUAUUCAGACUUUAAAAGUAUACAUUAAAAAUGCAUUAUAUUUGCUCUGUUACUAUUAGGUAGUAUGAUUGAGGACAAUUGAAUCAGAUGUUGCUGUAUGGAAAAACCAUUUGUCUACACAUGUACAUUUCAAAUGCUUCUGUCUUAUGACCCAAUAUUUUUUUUUGCCAAUUACGUUUUCCAACCAAAGGCGAUUGGGAUAUGUUCAAUAACAUUUCAAAGGAAGACCAAACGUGUAUUAAGCACAUUAAAUGCUAAAUGUUCAUUCCUAA
Molecule: messenger RNA, 2798 nt
Organism: Salvelinus sp. IW2-2015
Lineage: Eukaryota; Metazoa; Chordata; Actinopteri; Salmoniformes; Salmonidae
Product: tyrosine-protein phosphatase non-receptor type 9-like
Biological process (GO): protein dephosphorylation
Molecular function (GO): protein tyrosine phosphatase activity
Source: RefSeq, a predicted model, not a curated record